AUGGUAUCUUGGGAGCUUGAAAAGGCAGCCCGGCUAUUGCGAGAUCCGCCCAUUCAGGAUGGGUCAACUGGAGUACAGUCAAACGCGUUUUGGGUUCUGAUAACGCAACUGCCUACCAAUUUGCAAGACGAGGCCGCAAUUCGUACCUGCUACCGUGAAUGGGGAGCACACAUCACCUUCAUCGGAUUUGUUCCCGACUGUGCCUCAGCGGAGAAGCUGUCGAUAAAACGGCAAACUCUUCUUCGAACGAUCGAACGACGGGAGACAAACUUCAUGUCUGAAAUGGUCCGGCUGCACCGAAGUGAGACUGAGGAGGCAUUUGCACUGCAAUUGGCGGCAGCUUUAUCCCAAAGUCAUAACAAGCUCACCCUUUGUAAGGGUAAGGUCGGAAAAUACGUCAGAUGGAACUUACCAUCGUGGCUACCCUAUGACUUGCAACCAGUCAGUUCGCUUUACCUGAGUCUAAUCUGGCUGAACGCUCGAUUUCGGCAGAAAUUGGCUCGGAUCAAAAACGAACAGUCAACCGCUGCCCUCGUAGCUUUAGACCAAGAUCAUUUUGCCCGUGCCUUAGCCUAUCACCACCCUUCCACUACAAUAUCAGCUUUGAGAAUGCGAUAUCUUGGGGUCACGACGGCUCAUGUGAUACCAUCCAACCUUCGAGGGGCAAGCUUGACGGAUCAGACGAGGCGCGAGACUAUUAACAUCUUGGCCACCAUUCUGGUUGUCCUGUGGACUAUCCCGGUCGGAGCCAGUGGCGUCUUGUCUUAA
Messenger RNA from Fonsecaea nubica, 768 nucleotides. Its product is annotated as phosphatidylinositol glycan, class S. The transcript has a single exon. NCBI's taxonomy places the organism in Eukaryota, Fungi, Ascomycota, Eurotiomycetes, Chaetothyriales, Herpotrichiellaceae. The coding region runs from base 1 to 768 and encodes 255 amino acids. The record is from RefSeq and is a predicted model, not a curated record.